GCACCGCUUUGUCCCUUCUGUCUGGCCGGUUGUGUCCACAGGCUGUCUGCUCCGCUCCGGUCGUCUCCAGUCCCGCCGCCAAGAUGAUGUGUGGAGCGCCUUCCGCCACGCAGCCAGCCACCGCCGAGACCCAGGAGAUCGCUGACAAGGUCAAGGCCCAGCUUGAAGAGAAGGAAAACAAGAAGUUCCCUGUGUUUAAGGCUGUGGAGUUCAAGAGUCAAGUGGUCGCUGGGACAAACUAUUUUAUCAAGGUUCACGUGGGUAAUGAUAACUUCGUGCAUCUGCGAGUAUUUCAGAGUCUGCCUCAUGAAGACAAGCCCCCGGCUUUGACCAGCUACCAGACCAACAAGGCCAAGCAUGACGAACUGACGUAUUUUUAAUUCCUGGUUUUGAGUAGGGCCCUUUGUCCACAUGACCAGUAUGUGGAAAUGAUUCUGUCAUCUGUGAGCGUGUUCCUGGGGCCAGAAAAUAAACGUCAUCUCCAUGUUGUGCCGCUUGGGGGGUGGGAGGGUAUCAACAGUUUCCCUUGUGUCUGUUUGUAAUUGUUCAUUGUAUUCCAGUGAAUACUCAGAGCGAAUCAAUAACCAGUGCUCACCAAUAACCUGAACAAAAUGAUUUCCAAAGAAAGCUAGAUAUUAUCUUUAAGUAUCUAUUUUUAAAGUCUUUUUGAGAACUUC
Messenger RNA from Loxodonta africana (African savanna elephant), 677 nucleotides. RefSeq names its product cystatin B (gene CSTB). The record is from RefSeq and is a predicted model, not a curated record. The coding region runs from base 84 to 380 and encodes 98 amino acids. Gene Ontology annotation, cellular component: cytosol. NCBI's taxonomy places the organism in Eukaryota, Metazoa, Chordata, Mammalia, Proboscidea, Elephantidae. The transcript has 3 exons. Gene Ontology annotation, molecular function: cysteine-type endopeptidase inhibitor activity.